AGAGAACAGUUCCAAUUCCCGCUACCUACCGAUGCUUAUAAUUAAUUAAGUUCAAAAUUAGACGCUAAUUUGUACCCAAAAAAGGAAAACAAGACGCUAAUCCUGCUACCUUUUUCUCUCCCGCCACCUUAACCUCUAAUACCUUUUUUGCAAUCCAUUGAUCACAUUAUUAUUCAUACCGGAUUACAGCAGAAACGCCAUUCCAUUUCUCCGCCGGAGAAAUCAUCAUAACAAUGCUGUAGUCUUUAGUCCUCCGUAACGGCAACCCGUGAUAGUGAGCGUUUCCUCAUUAUUCAACAACAACGCUCCCUAUCACAUUUCUUCUCUAAAUUUCUCAUUCACAAAUAACAACAAUGACUCAUAAAUCAGACCCCACCGUCAUUUACCUUCACGGUAACCUCCAUUUAAAAAUCGUUGAAGCUCGUUUUCUACCUAACAUGGACAUGUUCUCCGAGCGUUUUCGAAGAUUCUUCUCCGCUAUUAACGCAUGCAGUGCUUCUAUAGGUGGUAAAGGUAAAAACCAUCCGCCACGUCAUCAUCACCAUAAGAUAAUCACAAGCGAUCCAUACGUCACCGUUUGUCUCGCCGGUGCCACGGUGGCACGCACGCGCGUUAUUUCCAAUUCGCAAUCACCUAAAUGGGAAGAACAUUUCAAAAUCCCUCUCGCUCAUCCUGUUUCACAAGUUGAAUUCUACGUGAAAGAUAAUGACAUGUUCGGUGCCGAUUUAAUCGGAAUCGCAACCGUUUCUGCUAAGAGAAUCUUAUCAGGUGAAGAUAUAAGCGAUUGGUUUCCGAUUAUAGGUCCGUGCGGUAAAACUCCAAAACCUGAUUGCGCCGUUCGUCUUGAAAUGAAAUUCACGAGAUGUGAUGAUAGUCCUCUGUUUCGCUCCGGUUUGGCGCCCGAACCUGAUCGGUUCGUGGUUCGGGAUUCGUAUUUUCCGGUUCGGCGUGGAGGAGCGGUGACGCUGUAUCAAGACGCCCAUGUUCCGGAUUCAAUGUUGCCGGGGAUUAAAUUGGAUGAUGGCGUUGAGUUUCAACAUGGGAAGUGUUGGGAAGAUAUUUGUCAUGCGAUAUUGGAAGCGCAUCAUAUGGUAUAUAUUGUUGGUUGGUCAAUCUACCAUAAGGUGAAGCUUGUUAGAGAACCAACCAAACCCUUACCUAGUGGUGGAAAUUUGAAUUUGGGAGAAUUACUCAAGUACAAAUCACAAGAAGGUUUGAGAGUUUUAAUGUUGGUUUGGGAUGAUAAAACUUCGCACAACAAAUUUUUCUUUAAGACGAAUGGAAUAAUGCAAACUCAUGAUGAAGAAACUCGAAAGUUUUUCAAACAUUCUUCAGUCACAUGUGUGUUGUCGCCUCGAUAUGCCAGCAGUAAGCUUAGCAUUUUCAAGCAGCAGGUUGUUGGAACGCUUUUUACACACCAUCAGAAAUGUGUGAUCGUUGAUACUCAAGCACAUGGCAACCAUCGGAAGAUAACUGCAUUUAUAGGUGGUCUAGAUCUUUGUGAUGGCCGGUAUGAUACACCCGAGCAUAGAAUUUUCCAUGAUCUUGACACUGUUUAUAAGGAUGAUUAUCAUAAUCCCACAUUUCCUGCUGGAACCAAGGGUCCAAGGCAACCAUGGCACGAUUUACAUUGCAAAAUUGAAGGGCCCGCUGCAUAUGAUAUACUCACUAAUUUUGAGCAGCGCUGGAGGAGAGCCACCAAAUGGUCUGAUUUAGGUCAAAAAUUCAAAAGAGUGUCUCACUGGGUUGAUGAUUCUUUGAUUAAGUUAGACCGCAUCUCUUGGAUUCUCAGUCCUUCUGAAUCACUUCCAAAUGAUGAUCCUGAAUUAUGGGUUUCAAAGGAAGAUGACCCUGAAAAUUGGCACGUUCAGGUUUUUCGAUCCAUUGAUUCGGGCUCUUUGAAAGGAUUUCCUAAGGAUGUGCAUGAAGCCGAGGCUCAGAAUCUUAUUUGUGCUAAAAAUCUGGUCAUAGACAAGAGUAUUCAAACAGCAUACAUACACGCUAUCAGAUCUGCUCAGCAUUUUAUAUAUAUCGAGAAUCAAUACUUCAUUGGAUCAUCCUUUGCUUGGCCAUCUUACAAAGAAGCAGGUGCUGAUAACUUAAUUCCUAUCGAGUUAGCACUGAAGAUUGUCAGUAAGAUCCGAGCCAAUGAGAGAUUUACAGUUUACAUUGUCAUUCCAAUGUGGCCUGAAGGUGUCCCUUCUUCUGCCGCUGUGCAAGAGAUUCUCUAUUUUCAGGGACAAACUAUGGAAAUGAUGUAUGAAAUCAUAGCUCGGGAGUUAAAGCUUCAUAACAUUGAAAAUAGGAAUCCACAAGAUUACCUCAACUUUUACUGUCUCGGUAACCGAGAGAAGUUUGCAACUGAAGUUUCAACUACAAAUAAUUCACAUUCGGAUAAUGGUGACACGGUCUCAGCUUCACAAAAGUUCCAACGAUUUAUGAUUUAUGUACAUGCCAAGGGAAUGGUUGUGGAUGAUGAAUAUGUGAUGGUUGGGUCUGCCAAUAUCAACCAACGAUCUUUGGCUGGAUCAAGGGAUACUGAGAUAGCAAUGGGUGCUUAUCAACCCCGUCAUACAUGGAGUAAGAAAAAGGGAUAUCCACACGGCCAGGUAUAUGGAUAUAGAAUGUCCUUGUGGGCAGAGCACUUAGGAACCAUACACGAUUGCUUCAACGAGCCUGAAAGUUUGGAAUGCCUGAAGAGCGUGAACAAGAUCGCCGAAGACAACUGGAAGAAGUUUACAUCUGAUGAUUUUACUUCAUUGCAAGGGCACCUUUUGAAAUAUCCCAUCAAAGUGAAUGCAAAUGGGAAAGUAAGCUCUUUACCUGGAUUUGAAUCUUUCCCAGAUGUCGGAGGCAAGGUGCUUGGUUCACGUUCUACUCUUCCUGAUGCUCUAACUACAUAGACAUAACUUAAUUUCAACGUAAAAUAAGUACCCAUUCUAAAAAGUAAGGGAGAGAAUUGGAUUGCAGGACGUGAUGGGCGAAAGUUUAAUGGCUCCUUGCCCUGAAUUCUUUUUUAACCAUCUACAGUAUAGUAUGCAAUAGGCUCUGCUUAUACCACAGCCACGCUGUAUAUUUUGUAUUUGAUUUUUUUCUGUAUAGAGUUGGGGGCUUCAAGUGUGUAAUAGUAAACCAUAAUUUCUUAGCCCCACACAAGGAUUUCGUUCAUAAUUGUUCCAAUGAGAACUUCACACUUACCAGGUAAAAAGUUUGUUUCAAAUUUUAUAUUUUAGAGUAUUUUCUUUACUUAAAAGUUGUGUUAAGAUCAAUAUGAAAUGGAUAUUCAUCCUCUAACAUAUAUACUAGCCUUACCAUAUUAUUCCUUCCUGAUUGGUGUAUCAUUUACCAAACAUUUUAUCUUAUGAAAGUACAGAUGUAGUAAUAGUUCACUCUUUAUUUUAUGCCAA
Messenger RNA from Cicer arietinum (chickpea), 3407 nucleotides. Its product is annotated as phospholipase D delta-like. Gene Ontology annotation, molecular function: calcium ion binding; D-type glycerophospholipase activity. The record is from RefSeq and is a predicted model, not a curated record. NCBI's taxonomy places the organism in Eukaryota, Viridiplantae, Streptophyta, Magnoliopsida, Fabales, Fabaceae. Gene Ontology annotation, biological process: phospholipid catabolic process; phosphatidylcholine metabolic process. Gene Ontology annotation, cellular component: plasma membrane.